This is a messenger RNA of Plectropomus leopardus (leopard coralgrouper), 660 nucleotides long. The record is from RefSeq and is a predicted model, not a curated record. NCBI's taxonomy places the organism in Eukaryota, Metazoa, Chordata, Actinopteri, Perciformes, Serranidae.
AGAAUGAGGGCUGCUGAUAGGCUGUUGGUUCUGGCUUUGCUGCCGCUUGUCUCCCUCGCUGCCCAUCCUGACAUCUGCAGCGCCAAGCCCAAAGACCUCGCCCUGGAGCCACGCUGCAUCUACCGCAGCCCCGACCCCGAGGGCCCCGAGGGCCCCACCCCGGAGCCCGAGCCCGUCCCCGAGUCCACCAACCCCAGAGUGUGGGAGCUGUCCAAGGCCAACAGCCGCUUCGCCCUGUCGCUGUACAAACAACUGGCCGCCACCAAGACGCCCGACGCCAACAUCUUCAUGUCCCCCAUCAGCAUCUCCACCGCAUUCGCCAUGACCAAACUGGGAGCCUGCAACCAGACGCUGCAGCAGAUCAUGAGGGUGUUUGAAUUCGACACCAUCAAAGAGAAGACAUCAGAUCAGGUCCACUUCUUCUUCGCCAAACUCAACUGUCGUCUGUACCGGAAGAAGGACGAGACCACCGCGCUGAUCUCUGCUAACCGCCUGUUCGGGGAUAAGUCUCUGAUCUUCAACGAGACGUACCAGAACAUCAGCGAGACCGUGUACGGCGCCAAACUGCUGCCACUCAACUUCAAGGUAACCUGCUCCGACACCAGUCCAACACCAGUCCAUCACCAGUCCAACACCAGUCCAUCACCAGUCCAACACCAG